Molecule: messenger RNA, 2901 nt
Organism: Knipowitschia caucasica
Lineage: Eukaryota; Metazoa; Chordata; Actinopteri; Gobiiformes; Gobiidae
Source: the annotation of a GenBank genome assembly
AUGAUCGGAGGUGGGGAAGGUGGGAGAGAGUGUAGGUGGCAGGAGAAGGCAGUGACGAGGGGUACGAACGGACGGUUGACUGAGGAGGGUCGAGAAUGUUCUGGCGAGAAGAAAUCCGAGGGACGAGGGAAUAUUAAUUUUAGGUGCAAGCCGUCUUUCCGUGAAGGAGGAACGCGGAACCACAGAGAGCCUCUGGUCGUUCGCCAUCACUGGGUCCACCGCAGGAAGCAGGACGGCAAGUGUAGGCAGUGCGGCAGGGGUUUUCAGCAGAAAUUCACUUUCCACAACAAAGACAUCGUGGCCAUCAGCUGCUCCUGGUGCAAACAGGCUGUGAGUCACUCACUCACUCACUCACCCACUCACCCUCUCACCCACUCACUCACCCACUCACCCACUCACCCUCUCACCCACUCACCCACUCACUCCACUCACCCACUCACCCACUCACUCACCCACUCACCCUCUCACCCACUCACUCACCCACUCACCCUCUCACCCACUCACUCACCCACUCACCCACUCACCCUCUCACCCACUCACCCACUCACUCACUCACUCACUCACCCACUCACUCACCUCACUCACCCACUCACUCACUCACCCUCUCACCCACUCACCCACUCACCCUCUCACCCUCUCACCCACUCACUCACUCACUCACCCACUCACUCACUCACCCUCUCACUCACACCCUCUCACUCACCCUCUCACUCACCCUCUCACUCACUCACCCUCUCACUCACUCACCCUCUCACUCACUCACCCUCUCACUCACACCCUCUCACUCACCCUCUCACUCACCCUCUCACUCACUCACCCUCUCACUCACUCACUCACCCUCUCACUCACACCCUCUCACUCACCCUCUCACUCACCCUCUCACUCACUCACCCUCUCACUCACUCACCCUCUCACUCACUCACCCUCUCACUCACUCACUCACCCUCUCACUCACACCCUCUCACUCACUCACUCACUCACUCACCCUCUCACUCACUCACUCACUCACUCACCCUCUCACUCACGCUCUCACUCACUCACCCUCUCACUCACCCUCUCACUCACUCACUCACCCUCUCACUCACUCACUCACUCACUCACCCUCUCACUCACUCACUCACUCACUCACCCUCUCACUCACCCUCUCACUCACUCACACACACAUUCACUGGUCUCCUGCUGUACUUUCCUCGUUACCACAACAAAGUGUCCUGCUUCAUGCUGCAGCACAUCGAGGAGCCCUGUCCAAUAGGAGCGCACGCAGCUCUCAUAGUCCCGCCCACCUGGGUCGUCCGGGUUCGCCGCCACCAGUCGUCGGUGAAGAGCAGCAAGAAGAACAAGCGAGCAUCGUUCAAGAGGAGGAGCAGCAAGAAGGCCUCCGAGGAGGGUCGACCCUGGAAGCCGUUCCUGAUCCGGCCCGUGCCCUCGCCGCUCAUGAAGCCUCUGCUGGUCUUUGUCAAUCCCAAGAGCGGAGGAAACCAGGGAACCAAGAUCCUGCAGUCACUGAUGUGGAACCUGAACCCCAGACAGGUGUUCGACCUCAGCCAUGGAGGGCCCACCGAGGGGCUGGAGUUGUAUCGCAAAGUGCCAAACUUGAGGAUCCUGGCGUGCGGCGGCGACGGCACGGUCGGCUGGAUCCUGUCGUGUCUCGAAGACCUCUCCUUUAACCCACAGCCCCCUGUGGCCGUGAUGCCGCUGGGGACGGGGAACGACCUGGCCCGGACCCUCAACUGGGGCGCGGGCUACACGGACGAGCCCCUGUCCAAGAUCCUGUCCCACGUGGAGGACGGGGACGUGGUGCAGUUGGACCGAUGGAACCUGCGUGUGGAGGGGAACCAGGCCGCCCCCCCAGACCCGGACGAGCAGCAGACUGACAAGCUUCCGUUGGACGUCUUCAACAACUACUUCAGCCUUGGGUUCGAUGCCCACGUCACGCUGGAGUUCCACGAGUCCAGAGAAGCAAACCCCGAGAAAUUCAACAGCCGCUUCAAGAACAAGAUGUUUUACGCCGGGACUGCUUUCUCUGACUUCCUGAUGGGCAGCUCCAAGGACCUCUCCAAGCACAUCCAAGUGGUGUGCGAUGGAACCGAUCUGACGGCCAAAGUGCAGGAGCUGAAGCUGCAGUGUCUGGUCUUCCUCAACAUCCCCAGAUACUGCGCCGGGACGACUCCGUGGGGGAACCCUGGAGAACAUCACGACUUCGAGCCCCAACGACACGACGACGGAUUCAUAGAAGUGAUCGGAUUCACCAUGACGUCACUGGCCGCGCUGCAGGUAGGGGGUCACGGGGAGAGGCUGCACCAGUGUCAACAGGUCACACUGACCACCACCAAGGCUCUGCCCGUCCAGGUGGACGGAGAGCCGUGUAGACUGAGUCCGUCUGUGAUCCACAUCAGUCUGAGGAACCAGGCCAACAUGCUGCAGAAGACCAAGAAGAGGACCUCAGCCCUGCACCUCAACGAUCAGCAGUCGCUCCCAGAGAGGCUGAGGAUCCGGGUGAGUCGAGUGGGAAUGUCGGACUAUGAGGCGCUGCACUACGACAAAGAGAAACUGCGACAGGCCUCGGUCCCCCUGGGCCUGAUCGUGGUUCCCGGGGACAGCGACCUGGAGACGUGCCGCCAUCACAUCCAGAGACUGCAGGAGGAAGAAGCCACGACGGUGUGUUACCAGCGCCUCUCUCCCACCUGGUGUUUCCUCGACUCCACGACUGCAGACCGAUUUUACAGGAUCGAUCGAGCUCAGGAGCACCUGAACUAUGUGCUGGAGCUCUCCCACGAGGAGGUCUUCAUCCUGGAUCCGGAGCUGGUCGUCAUGGCGACGGUGGGCACGGACCCGGCGGACACGCUUGACACGGCGGACACGGGGAGCAGCGUACCGGAGCAGAGCUCGCGCUUCGUUUGA